Molecule: messenger RNA, 2579 nt
Organism: Solea senegalensis (Senegalese sole)
Lineage: Eukaryota; Metazoa; Chordata; Actinopteri; Pleuronectiformes; Soleidae
Gene: tmem59l
Product: transmembrane protein 59-like
Exons: 8
Coding region: 65-1081 (338 amino acids)
Source: RefSeq, a predicted model, not a curated record
UCCUCCUCCUGCUCCUCUUCCUCUUCCUCCUCCUCCACCUCGCUGCUUCUCUCCCGGGUCUCAGAUGCUCCGGCUCGGCGGCAGGAUGUGCGCUUUCUCGGCCCUGCUCUCGGUGCUCCUCGCUGGUCUCGCGGCGGCGUCCUCUGAUCUGUUUGACAACCAGCUGGGCGACAUCAGCUACUGCAAGAAGCAAUGUCAGCUCACCAUCAAGAACAAGAGCCCCGCUAAAGACUCCGUAAUGAAUGCCUGUCACCGUGGAUGUCGCCUCUACUCCAUCUGCCAGUUCGUCAAUGGCAACGCGGGCUUCAACACCAGCAGGGAGGAGUGUCAGGGAGCCUGCCAGGAGGCGUACAUUAAGCUCCUGGAGCAGGAGGCCUGCAGCACCGGCUGUGCCAGCCAACCCUCUGAACCUGAGAUCAAGAGAAGAAAGCUGAAGGCCAUGACUCUCCGCCCAAAGUCCCCCUCUGUGAUGGAGGCCGUGUCCAGUUGGUGCAAUGACAUUGUCAGCUCUGCUCAGAGCCUCAUCUCCUCCACCUGGACGUUCUACCUGCAGGCUGAUGAUGGCAAGGUUGUGGUUUUCCAGAGUCAGCCGGAGGUGGAGUACUCUCUGCCGGAGCUGCAGGCUCCUCGAUCCAACGUGGAGGAUAAACCUUGGCCUCAGGUCCACUCCCACACCCAGAGACCUCACGGUGUGAGGGGACAUGGCGAGAAGGGAGCAUCUAAAGCGGGAGGUAAAGGGAAGCACCCUGUCCAGCACGCAGACGACCCCACAGCUGAGCACGACUUCCUUGGCUGCAUGUCAAGACGUUCAGGUCUUCCGCGGUGGAUUCUAGCGGCCUGUCUCUUCCUGUCCAUCAUGGUCAUGCUUUGGCUCAGCUGUGCCAGCCUCGUCACUGCACCUGAGCAGCACAUUAAGACACAGCUGAGCAUCAACGGAGACAAAGAGUUUCUGGACAAUGCCCACAAAGUCAGCCCGUACCACCUGACUCCUGUGAUCGCUGUCGCUAUGAAAGAAUCAGAGGAGAGCCAGGAGGCGGGGCCACUUCCAGUGAAAGUUGACCUCAACAAAACAUGUGUUUAGAAAGAAACAAUGGAAAAGCUGCUGUCUUGUUGGCCCAGGGUAAUAACCAUGUCUAGAAAUCUGUGGCCCAUCUGCGGAAUUUUUAACAAUGUAUUUUUAAGAGCAUGGCACCCUCCUGUCUUUUGAAGUUAUCUUACUGGAACAUCUAGCUUUUGUCAAUCAUCAGGCAGGUUUUUCACUUAGCUACGCUUGUCAUUACACUUCCCUGUACAGUCCAAAUAUGUCCAUCCUAAAGUUAUCCUUAGUGAUCAGCCUGCAGCCUGCUUACUAAUUGGUAAGACGAUGCUCUUGUCUUGGAGACAUGCUGGAGACAAGCAGAGAGGAUGGAUUACAGCUGAGAGCUUUCUUACCAUCAAGAGGAGACAAACACUAAGAUUCAUUUCAGAUUUCAUUUUCCUCAUUGUCACAGGGAGUUUGGAUGAAUGAAUAGCUUUUUGAGAGCGGUGCAGUGUGAGGGAGAGCAAAUGUAGAAGAUUCACAGGUGAACAUCGCAGAGAGCAGAUUCUGUGUUUCACAGUUUACAUAAUCAGCAACCUGAGCUGUCACACAUACAGAAAACAGUUCUUCAAACAAGUUCAGAAGAAAGGCAAACCUUCAAAAAUGAAAACAGACCUUUUUUUCCCCACCUUAUUUUUCUUUAUAUGUGUGUGUGUGUGUGUGUGUGUCCAUGUGUAUCUGUAAACAGCACACAUUCCUUGCGAGAACUUGAAAAGGAUAUUGGUUCAUUUAUUUAUUUUCUCUGUUUAUUCAGAAUGGUUGACGUGAGCUCAUUUGUUGACUAGUGAUUCUGAAGUGCCAUGUACGACAGCUCUGUCAUCAUACUAAUGUAAAUGUAAAAUACACUGAAACGCAGAGUGAAUAGAGACACGUGGAGAGGGAAGAUUGCACCUAUUGCUGUAUUAUUAUAUUACUAUAAUUAGCAUCACAGUGCUUAUAUAUCACUUAGCUGUUAUGCUAUGUGUCAUGCGCUUUCUACUAGCUGACUAUUUUGUAUGUCCUAGGAGCACAUACUGAAGGAUAACCUGUGUAUAAUGUGUAAUGCAAAGCUUUUAACAUAGGCCUUUGUUAUUGAGCAGAGUUGCACAGUCUUAGAGAUGAUUUUUCUGUGUUCCUCUCAGUGCUUUUGAUGUCCUGUACUGCUCUUUUACUCCAGGUUAUGUCGACAAUAUACCGUGCAUGCAUAAGUGACGCUUCAAUAGUUUUAUUCUAACUGCCCGCCAUGCCAGCAUGGCACAACACUACUAUAGACUUGUGGGCUUUUGUGUUCCUAUAUUUACUGUAAUCACUGAAUAGUUAUGAUGUUAUGAUGAACGAUGACAUUCUCCUCAUGCGCCACAGAAAAGCCGUCCGAUCAAUCGUCUGUGCUGAUUCAAACUGAAGGUGUAUGAAAUACGAUAUGAAUUUCCUUUUUACUGGUCUGUUAUAUUUUCAGCGAAAUGAUACAACAUGAUGAAUAAAGUGUUUUCAUUGUAAAUAAACAAGAGAGACACUUUUUUUU